Nyctereutes procyonoides (raccoon dog) is the source of this 2751-nucleotide messenger RNA. It is a transcript of the gene DAGLB, whose product is annotated as diacylglycerol lipase beta. The record is from RefSeq and is a predicted model, not a curated record. Gene Ontology annotation, biological process: lipid metabolic process. Bases 98 to 2113 code for a protein of 671 amino acids. The transcript has 15 exons. NCBI's taxonomy places the organism in Eukaryota, Metazoa, Chordata, Mammalia, Carnivora, Canidae.
CGCAGUCAGUUUGGCAUUGGGUUCCGAAGGGAGUGGGGCUCUGGAGGGCCGGGGCGCGCGGCGGGCCGCCCCGAGGCCGGGCAGCGGGGCCUCCGCCAUGCCGGGGAUGGUGCUGUUCGGUCGGCGCUGGGCCAUCGCCAGCGACGACCUGGUCUUCCCGGGGUUCUUCGAGCUGUCCCUGAGAGUGGUGUGGUGGAUUGGCAUUUUGACUUUGUAUCUCAUGCACAGAGGGAAGCUGGACUGUGCAGGUGGAGUUCUGCUCAGCAGUUACUUGAUCGUUCUUAUCAUUCUACUGGCAGUUAUUAUAUGUACAGUGUCUGCCAUCGUGUGUGUCAGCAUGAAAGGAACCAUCUGUAAUCCUGGGCCACGGAAAUCUAUGUCCAAACUGCUUUACAUCCGCCUAGCGCUCUUUCUGCCGGAAAUGGUCUGGGCUUCUCUGGGGGCUGCCUGGAUAGCAGACGACGUUCAGUGUGACAAGACGGUGGUGAACGGUAUCAUUGCCACCGUUGUCAUCAGCUGGAUCAUCAUCAUUUCCACUGUGGUCACCAUCAUCAUUGUGUUUGACCCCCUUGGGGGGAAAAUGGCUCCCUAUCCCUCUGCUGGCCCCAAUCACUUGGACAGUCAUGAGUCGAGCCAGCUAUUCAGUGGCCUCAAGACAGCAGCUACCAGCGUGUGGGAAACCAGAAUCAAGUUCCUGUGCUGUUGCGUUGGGAACGACGACCAUACUCGAGUUGCUUUUUCGAGUACGGCAGAGCUUUUCUCAACCUACUUUUCAGACACCGAUCUGGUGCCCAGCGACAUUGCAGCAGGCCUCACUCUUCUCCAUCAGCAACAAGACAAUAUUAGGAACAGCCAGGAGCCUGAUGAGGUGAUCAGCCAUUCCCCAGGGCCCCCCCAGGAAGCUGAUUUGGACGCAGAGUUAGCAAAUUGUCACCAUUACAUGCAGUUUGCAGCAGCGGCCUAUGGAUGGCCCCUCUACAUCUAUCGGAACCCCUUCACAGGGCUCUGCAAGAUUGGUGGGGACUGUUGUAGAAACAGGACAACAGAAUAUGACUUGAUUGGAGGUGAUCAGCUCCACUGUCAUUUCGGCUCCAUCCUGCAUACGACAGGACUACAGUACAGGGACUUCAUUCACAUAAGCUUUCAUGACAAGGUCUAUGAGCUCCCCUUCUUAGUGGCCCUGGACCACAGGAAAGAAUCUGUUGUGGUAGCCGUGAGAGGAACCAUGUCUCUCCAGGACAUCCUCACGGACCUGUCAGCGGAGAGUGAGACCCUCAGCUUAGAAUGUGGGGUGCAAGACUGUUCGGCACACAAGGGGAUUUCUCAAGCUGCCAGAUAUGUUUACCAGCGCCUUGUCAACGAUGGGAUUUUGAGCCAAGCAUUUAGCAUCGCUCCCGAGUAUCAGCUCGUGGUGGUAGGGCACAGCCUGGGGGCGGGCGCCGCAGCCGUGUUGGCCAUCAUGCUCCGGAACUCAUACCCGCAGGUCCGGUGUUACGCCUUCUCCCCACCCAGGGGGCUACUGAGCAAAUCCCUUUAUGAAUACUCUAAGAAUUUCAUCGUGUCACUUGUCCUAGGCAAGGAUGUCAUUCCCAGGUUAAGUGUGACUAACCUGGAAGAUUUGAAGAAGAGAAUCUUGCGAGUGAUUGCUCACUGUAACAAGCCCAAGUACAAGAUCCUGCUGCACGGGUGUUGGUAUGAGCUGUUUGGAGGAAGCCCUGAUAACUCUCCCACGGAGCUGGAUGGAGGCACCCAGGGGGACCUGACACAGCCGCUUUUGGGGGAGCAGAGCCUGCUAACACAUGGGUCCCCGACAUACAGCUUCUCCAGCGACUCCCCCUUGGAGUCCCCCACCAAGUACCCACCCCUCUACCCUCCCGGCAGGAUCAUCCACCUGGAGGAAGAAGGCACUUCGGGGAGGUUUUGCCGCGCUGCUGCUCAGUACUGUGCGAGGUGGUCCCAUGAAUCACAGUUCAGCAAAAUACUCAUCGGCCCAAAGAUGUUAACAGACCACAUGCCUGACGUCCUGAUGAAGGCCUUGGACAGCGUGGUAGCCGACAGGGCUGCAUUUCUUCUCUGUCCAGCCGGAGGCAGCUCGAACGUGGAUGUGGUGUAACUGGGGCUAAUGCCACCUGCUCCGGGAUGACAGACUCACUUUUGUUCUUAAAUGGACAAAAUCAGAGUGAUUCCAUGAUGCCAGUACCUUGGCUGUCCAUUGGUAGGAAUCUGGUGGGUACUAAAUUCGAUGGUUUUCUAAAUCACUGAAUAACUUGGGAAGUGACUUUGAUCCAAAUAUUAGCAGGAUCAGUUAUCAGGAGAGAGGACUGAGAUGAUGGGACUCAAUCUGAAGCUUCAGGGCAACUCCCUUGGUGAUCUGAGAACUGUCCUAGGAAAGGGUGGGAACGCAAGGCCAGGUUUAAGACCCGGAUGGAUCUGUAGAUUCCCACCCCUUAGGCCACCUUUUUGCUGACAGGUUCUUACCAUUGUUUAGAGGAGACCUGCGUGCAGAUCUGCAGUUUAUUUUGCAAACUGGAUUUUCCUGGCUGCACAAACUCAGUACUCCAUUGUCAGGGCACAGAUGGGUUUCUCCUAGGUGGCCUGAAGGGCCAGCCCCGAGGCUGGGCUAGGAAUGGGACCACUGCCCCCAAGCACUCCAGUCUCAAUUUCAAGGUGUUUCAUUUUCACAAAAUAUUCUGGCUUUUGGAGAUCAGCCAGCGGACUCGGAGGGAGUGAAUAAAGCACUUACACGUGUCA